AUGAAAGUUACUAAAUCAAAUCUUAUUGAUGAUAUUGAAAUACAACAUGAGCCAUUAUCUAUUGGUUCUAAUGAAACUAAAAUUAAUAUUAAUCCUAUGACAAUUAUUUUAGCUAAUGGAAAACUAUUAUUAACAAAUUUUGAAGAAAAAUAUUUAAUAGAUGUUAUAUUAAAAACGUCAAAUAAAGAUAUUGAAAUAAUUUAG
This is a messenger RNA of Rotaria sp. Silwood2, 204 nucleotides long. Lineage: Eukaryota; Metazoa; Rotifera; Eurotatoria; Philodinida; Philodinidae. The record is from the annotation of a GenBank genome assembly.